GCUGCCGUUGUCCCGCGGGCCGUGGGCCCGGCACACUGGGGCUUUGUCCGGCCCCCGCCGCGACCCACGGGCCCCCACAUGACCGAGGGGGUAGGAGGAGCCUGCGGCAGUGGUGGCAGUAGCGGCGGCGGCGACUCCACCAUCAUUUCCCUCCCUGGCCCAGGGACGGCGGUCACUGGCAGCGGCUGGGCAAAAUUGGCCAGGGCCGCAGGCGCCGGGCCACCCCCGUUCCUCGCCAGGCUGCAGGCACCGGGCCCGAGCCAGCAGGGAAGCUGGGACUCGAACUCUUUCCGGGAGGCAAGCUGGGCGUGCGCCCGGACCCCCGCCCCGGGGAUCAUGGGAAAUGGCAUGACCAAGGUACUUCCUGGACUCUACCUCGGAAACUUCAUUGAUGCCAAAGACCCGGAUCAGCUGGGCCGGAAUAAGAUCACCCACAUCAUCUCCAUCCAUGAGUCACCCCAGCCUCUGCUGCAGGACAUUGCCUACCUUCGCAUCCCAGUGGCCGACACCCCUGAGGUACCUAUCAAAAAGCACUUCAAAGAAUGUAUCAACUUCAUCCACUGUUGCCGCCUCAAUGGGGGGAACUGCCUAGUGCACUGUUUUGCAGGCAUCUCCCGCAGCACCACCAUUGUGACGGCGUAUGUGAUGACUGUGACGGGGCUGGGAUGGCGUGAAGUGCUUGAAACCAUCAAGACUAACCGACCCAUCGCCAAUCCCAACCCAGGCUUCAAGCAGCAGCUGGAAGAGUUUGGUUGGGGCAGUUCCCGGAAGCUUCGUAGGCAGCUGGAGGAACGCUUCGGAGAGAGCCCUUUCCGCGAUGAGGAGGAGAUGCGUGCGCUGCUGCCGCUAUGCAAACGUUGUCGCCAGGGUUCCGCCACCUCCGCCGCUUCCACCGCGCCGUCCUCUGGGGCUUCAGAGGGAACGCUACAGCGCCUGGUGCCGCGGACGCCACGAGAAACCCACCGGCCGCUGCCACUGCUGGCACGAGUCAAGCAGACUUUCUCUUGCCUCCCGCGGUGUCUAUCCCGCAAGGGGGGCAAGUGA
Messenger RNA from Chrysochloris asiatica (Cape golden mole), 1044 nucleotides. It is a transcript of the gene DUSP15, whose product is annotated as dual specificity phosphatase 15. Bases 79 to 1044 code for a protein of 321 amino acids. The record is from RefSeq and is a predicted model, not a curated record. Gene Ontology annotation, cellular component: cytosol. The transcript has 7 exons. Gene Ontology annotation, molecular function: protein tyrosine/serine/threonine phosphatase activity. NCBI's taxonomy places the organism in Eukaryota, Metazoa, Chordata, Mammalia, Afrosoricida, Chrysochloridae. Gene Ontology annotation, biological process: positive regulation of JNK cascade; transforming growth factor beta receptor signaling pathway; protein dephosphorylation.